Messenger RNA from Zootoca vivipara (common lizard), 2270 nucleotides. NCBI's taxonomy places the organism in Eukaryota, Metazoa, Chordata, Lepidosauria, Squamata, Lacertidae. The record is from RefSeq and is a predicted model, not a curated record.
CACAGGGAAGAGAUCACAUAUGAGGAUGAGGAGGAAGAAGAAUACGUGGAGGAGGAAACAGAAGAAACCAUAGUGGAGACCAAAAAGGAACCACCACCACCACCUAAGCUGGCCCACCCACCUCCCCCGCCUGCCGCUGUCCCUCCUCUCCGCAGAAAAUCUUCCGCCAACUAUCGAGCCUAUGCGGUUGAGCCGCAUGACAAGAGAAAACCCAAGAUAACAGCUUCUCGGAAAUUGCAACUCAAGGCGUUGAUGCUCCAGGUGGCAAAGCAGGAUAUGGAAAAGGAGGAAGAAGAGCGUGCCCAAGAGAAAGAGCGAUACCUCUCUGACCACUGCACCCCUUUAGAACUAGCAGGCCUCGGCCUCACAGAACUGCAGGAGAUGUGCCGGCAGCUCCAUGCGCAGAUCAGCAAGGUUGAUGAGGAGCGCUAUGACAUGGAGGCCCGAGUCAGCAAGAGCAUCAAUGAGAUCGAGGAUUUGAACCAGAAGAUUUUUGACCUGCGAGGCAAGUUUAAGCGCCCGGCUCUCCGCCGCGUCCGGCUCUCUGCUGACGCCAUGAUGCAGGCCCUUCUAGGCUCCAAGCACAAGGUCUCCAUGGAUCUACGAGCCAAUCUCAAGCAGGUCAAAAAAGACGACACCGAGAAGGAGAAUCGGGAGGUCGGGGACUGGCGGAAGAACAUUGACGCUUUGAGCGGCAUGGAAGGGCGCAAGAAGAAAUUUGAGGCCUCCACAGGACAAGCUUGAGCUGUGUGUGAGAUGGGUGCCGCAUGUUUCCCACUGAUCUUUAGAUGUUGUUGAUGCCCACGGCCUUGCAUCUCUGCAAGAAGACUCACAUUCCCGACUGCAUUAAUGUUCCCUGUGGUGUGAAUUUCUGUAGCAAAAAGUAGAAAAAUGCACUGUAGAGGCUUGUUCUCCAGCUUGCUUCAUUAUAUAUACAGUAUAUAUAUAAAAUUUACUUUUGGGAGAAUCAGGACUGUAACAUCCACCAUAAAAAGUGGUCCCUUUUAAACUGUCUGUGCGCAUACACCCAAACUGAUACCGGUAGUAGGGAACAGAUGGGAGGCAAGGAAAUAGAUGAUUUUGUGCAUGUAAUGGUGCGUGCGUUGUUGGUGUUAGUGCGCACGUGUUUCCCCGUAAUUUAAAAGCAAUGUUCAUCAGAGACUGAAGGAGGACCCCACAGCCUCCAGCAAGCUCAGGGGUCUCCUCCUGACUUCCUCUCCACCAAGGAUGAGUGAUCACGUGAAUGGCAGAAGUGUGUUUCUCUUUUGCUGGCCUAGUUAGCAUUUGCAGUUGCUUUGAGAAAGGCCAUGUCUCACCUGAGGCCAUUUGAAAUAAACAGGUUUCACGUCUGUGUUGAAUUUUCUGGCCAGUGACUGUCUUGCAAGUGAACCAAAAGAGGUAGUAAAGAGAGCCCUUAUUGGCCCUGCCGGUCCAACAUUAACUUGUUUUUUUGCAGCAACUCUGAAUGCAAAGAAGGGAGAGUUUUCACCAUAGAGUAGGACAAACUCCACCUGCUAGAACUCCCUCUUCUACACAGCUGUUAAGGGUCCCUAUCCUAGAGAUGGCAAGGAAUAGAGCAGGGCUGGAGAAACUCAGAGCUGGGAGCCAAUGGAGAUUCUCCAGGCCUCUGUAGCCGGACCUUGGUUCUCUUCCCAGGCUAUACAACCUUCCCAGCCACACUGUCUGCCAGUCCUGCUUCUCACCCCCCUUGAGCGCUGAAAUGUGCCUUUGAACUCUGCCUGGAUAGGGGAUAGAGAGGGUUGUGCACAUAGAUGCAGAAACUAGGCAACUGCACAGAAGGAAAUUUCACAUUUGCUGCCCCGCCCACUUUUGCUUCUGGCCCUGCCCACCUCUCUGGCAUGUGGCCCCCAGAAGGUUGCCUAUAAGGGAAUGUGGCCCUUGAGAUGUCCCAACCUAAUGGAACAAUGCCACUCCUCUACUCCCAUUCAGAAUCAGAUGGCAGCUCUCAAUGCUUACUGAAAGCUCAGGCUGGCAUUGUAGCCUUUUAACUCUGUGCCUUACUUCUUUAUGGGCCACAGGGACCUAUUCUUGCUCCACUGAACUGCCUCUCCAUUUACUUCUCUCAUUCCAAAGCACGCUAAACGGUCUGGGCCUGGUUAGUAAUUUACCUGCUCCCACCCUACCCUCCAACAUUUAUCCGGUGAAAAUAGGGAUGUCCUAUUCAAUAUUAUUUUUAUUUUAUUAUUAUGUAUACCCUCUGCAUCUGACUGAGUUGCCCCAGCCAUUCUGGGCGGCUUCCAACAUAUAUA